This is a messenger RNA of Trichoplusia ni (cabbage looper), 2697 nucleotides long. RefSeq names its product homeobox protein onecut (gene onecut). The transcript is spliced from 4 exons. Gene Ontology annotation, biological process: regulation of transcription by RNA polymerase II. Gene Ontology annotation, molecular function: RNA polymerase II cis-regulatory region sequence-specific DNA binding; DNA-binding transcription factor activity, RNA polymerase II-specific. Bases 198 to 1322 code for a protein of 374 amino acids. The record is from RefSeq and is a predicted model, not a curated record. Gene Ontology annotation, cellular component: nucleus. NCBI's taxonomy places the organism in Eukaryota, Metazoa, Arthropoda, Insecta, Lepidoptera, Noctuidae.
CGAAAUUCAAACAAAAUUGAACUCAAACAUUCAGUUAUAAGGUCUACAUUAGGCAUGUCCACCUCAAAGAUAGGUUGUUUGAAACGAGGGUGAAGAAACAGGGGUGUUUGCAGGAUGCGGGGCGCGGGGAAGGUAGGGUGCGUCGCGCAGGCGUGCUUCAGUCGCCCGCGCGACCCCGCUGCCGCCGGCCGCGCGCCAUGGACGAGGGAAGAGCGCGCGACCGUGCUCCACUCACGGUCAUAGUCACCCCAAACAACGCCUCGCCGCCCAGACUGUCGCCCGCGGACCUGCUGCCCGACGGCGAUGCGGCCUUCCACCCGCUAUCGGCGGUGAACGGGCGCCUGACUCCGCCGGGGCUCGAGCCCGCUUCGUACGCGACGCUCACCCCCCUGCUCCCGCUGCCGCCGAUCAGCACCGUCUCCGACAAGUUCGCGUACCACGCGGGGGGCACCUUCACUGUCAUCCAGCAGCAGCAGUCGUACGCGUCGCUGUCACCAGCGAAUUACAACGAGCCGCUAUCACCGCAGUCGGCUUACAGCAGACGGAGCGCGUCCCCGAACUCCUUCGACAGGCGGUCACCGACUCCGCCAUUACCGAGCCCGGGGCUGGACCUCAACGCGGCUCUGCUAGCGCGAGAGGAGCAGCAGCAACAACAGCAACAGGCACAGAACGACACAGAAGAAAUUAAUACUAAAGAAUUAGCACAGAGGAUAAGUGGAGAAUUGAAGAGGUACUCCAUACCUCAGGCGAUAUUUGCUCAGCGGGUGUUAUGUAGGUCUCAAGGUACACUCAGUGACUUGCUAAGAAAUCCGAAGCCGUGGUCGAAGCUCAAGUCUGGGAGGGAGACCUUCAGGCGGAUGUGGAAGUGGCUUCAGGAGCCAGAGUUCCAGAGGAUGUCGGCGUUAAGGCUAGCAGCGGCCCAGAUCCCGCAGAGAGGCAAUGGUGUAACUGUUGAUCUGUUCGUUGCAGGCUGCAAACGCAAGGAGGACAUGGGUUUGGAUACCCUUCCUUCCCCGAAGAAACCCCGUUUGGUUUUCACAGACCUCCAGCGGCGUACUCUUCAGGCUAUUUUUAAGGAAACAAAACGACCAUCAAAAGAAAUGCAAGUCACUAUAGCACGGCAGCUAGGUUUAGAGCCAACGACGGUUGGAAAUUUCUUCAUGAACGCUCGUCGAAGGUCCAUGGACAAAUGGAAGGACGAUGAUGCGCCAUCAACAGACCUUGAUCAGCAGUGCGAGAGCCAUGACAUGGAUCGUGUUGGCAGCAUGGACUCUGGAGAGUCCGAGGAAGACCACGAUGACACUGAUGAUCAUCUGUUGUGACGUCGUCUGAUCCAGCAGCAGCUAUUAGUGCUAUAAGACAAGAGUUUAUGGGCCCCGGUCAGUGAAUGUAGUGCAACUAAUCGGUUUUGGUCCUUUUAGAUGAUUUGUGAGUUUUUGUCUGUUGUGAAUAUGGUUGGGGCUUUCGUUUUCGUUUUUGUAUUUUACUUUAAAUACUGGUUUUGUAUAUUCGAUUUUUGACAUUUAAAAGUAUAGUUAUGGAUUUACAAUUAAGUAAAGUAUCAAGUCUCACAGUCUCACUUUAUUUUAUCUCAAUUGAUAAUACUAUAGCAGAAUUCUAAACUCGAAACGAAAACGAAAGCGCAAAACCAAUCUAUCCUUUUCCACCAUAUCAUGUAUUGUAUACCUGUCUCUUUUUAAACACAUUUCCGACAAUAUCGGGGCCCUAACUUUGUAAGUUAUAUAAAAGUGUACAGUACAGUGAAUAGUGCGACUUCGACGCCGUUAUAGGUAAUGUUUAGUUGUUAGCUGCUGGGUAUCGAGAACUAUAUCGAUUGUCGAUAAGAUUUAUCGAUUAAAAUUAGUCGAUAAAGUUUUAAAAGUAGAUUUUCAAGGAUGAUGAAUGACGGGUAUUCGAUUUUUGUACUUUCAAGUAAUGAGCGAAUUGCUUUUUGUAAGACUAAGGACUGGAGUGUGUCGUUUGGUUUUUUAUCGACACUCGAUAUCGAUAUAGUGUUGUACCCACAUUGAUCUCUAAAUCAAACGUUACUAGUCAAACAAUUAAUAGUGACUUUUACUUUUUUUUAAUUUUAGAACGACAAUAUAUAUUUUUUAGUGUUAAAUCAAUCAGGAUGGGUUUUGGUGGUCACUAAUUACAUAGUUAAUAAUGUGUAAUACACCAUUUUAACUUAAUACAGUCAGUUUCAAAAUGGCGCUUUAAUCCAAUACUGAUUGAUAUUAGAUAAUUCACAUACAGAUUGGAUCUUUUAAAUUUAAAGUAGUCAAAUAUCCGAUGAAAUCGGAUUAAACAUUAACUCUAAUUAAUACGUCACAUGAUUAUAUUAUAAUACCAGCCUUUAUACGUCCCACUGCUGGGCAUAGGACUCUAGCAGUACAGGGAAAGCUUGACCAUUGAUUGAUGAUCAUGCUUAUAUUACUUACGCAAAUAUCAUUACUUCUUGGGUAAUAUGGUACAAGACGUUUCUUAGAUCACUAUAAAUAGCAUAUUAGGUACUAAGCGGCUGCUACAUCUGAAAAAACAAAUGGGUUUGUCUAUAUCACCCCAGCAUAACCUAAUUUUAAGCUGUGUACUUGCGUGGAUACUUUUAUGACAGCAAAACCUUUUUUUAACUUAAACCUUAGCAAAUAAUAACAAUUUAUAGUUUAUCAUUUUUGGAAGAAAGAUGGAAGUUUAAAG